UUUGACGAAUACAUGAACGUUGUGUUGGACGAGGCCGAGGAAGUGAAUAUGAAGACGAAGAACCGCAAGAAAGUGGGUCGAAUCAUGCUGAAAGGCGAUAACAUUACGCUGAUCCAAAGCCUUGGCUAA
Gongylonema pulchrum is the source of this 129-nucleotide messenger RNA. Lineage: Eukaryota; Metazoa; Nematoda; Chromadorea; Rhabditida; Gongylonematidae. The record is from the annotation of a GenBank genome assembly.